Molecule: messenger RNA, 3256 nt
Organism: Cricetulus griseus (Chinese hamster)
Lineage: Eukaryota; Metazoa; Chordata; Mammalia; Rodentia; Cricetidae
Source: RefSeq, a predicted model, not a curated record
GUUCCCCGCCUGUCUUGUCCCUGUCCCUGUCUCAGCUAUUACCUGACACAUCUGAAAGCAGCUGUGAGUGUGCAGUGGACCACGGGAGGGCUGCCCCCUUCUCUGCUCUUUCACCUGGUCUUGGGGACACUCCACCCAGGGCAGAAAGUGUGGCCAUGUGUGAGUAAGGGGUGUGGAGCUGGAUGACGACAGAGAAACAGGAGGGUGAGUAUGUGCCUCCUCCCAGAGCCUGGACCUGUCCUGUGCCCCGUCCAAACCUUCUAGAACAUGAGCAUUGGCUCAGAGCCUGCAGGCCACCCCAUACAAGCCAUUAACUCUUUCUGCAGAGGCUGGAUAAGAAGGCAGGCUGGCUACCCCACCCAGGUCCUUUCCAUGUCCUCAGAUCCCAGCCCUUUGGUGGAACCCAGGGACCCAGCUGUAUGACACAGCUGCGGUCUCCCAUUAUCAGGGCGCCCCCAUGGGUGGGGCAGCUCCAUUUGCUUAAGGCUUAGCUCAGAGUAGCCUCAGCCCCCAUGACGUCAAACCUGACCCCUUAUAAGAUACAGGGCCCCCAGCCCAUGGUCUCUCAGCAGCCUCCCAGCUCUGACAUGGCUCAGCUGACCAGUGGCCUCUGUUCUUCUUUUGGCUUCAUCUGCUGCCUCUUCUUCCUCCCAGCUUCUUGGGAGGCAGGUGCUGCUACAUUCCAAGAACCUCAGAAGACUGCUGAACCUCCAACAUCUGACCAUCCACUCAUCCUCACUCCAGGCCUUACUCACAGGUCUCCUUCUGCCCAUGCUGAUCGGGACCCAGGACAACAACCUCCAGGCCUCCCUAAGUCUACAACAACCCAGAAGCCCAAAAAACCGUGCAGCACCAGACGCUUUGCCAAACCAGUUCAUAAACCCAUAGACAACUCCAAAGCCACAGAUAACCAAAACACCACUGUUCAUCAUGAAAUGACUCCCCCUAUGGAAAAGAAUGCCAGCAGCCAAAGAAAAGACCGGAAUGGACGCUCAGCCAAUGACCCCACAAAAGCAUCAGAGAGAAGCCAUUCAACCUCAGCACCCAGGAGAAGGACAACUUGUAAGUCCACAACAAGCAAAACCAGAGUAACGAGGAACUCGGGUACACCAGUGAGGCAUACGGAUACCAGCACUAGGCGAAGGACCACCUCACACAAAUCCACAACUCCUUCCCAUGACUCAGCGCUCAGUAGAAAAACCACACCUUCCUCAGGAAACUCAUCAGAAGCUCCAAGGACCUCAUACAGGACUCCAAGGACCCCGGCAACCACAGGAGCUGAAGAUCACAGGACUCCCUUUGCCACAGACAAGCCUGCCCAAAUGACUACAGAACACACCAAAGAGACCACAUCAGCCAGUGACAAGACCAUAGGAACCCAAGUGACUCUGGCAGAUCAUGAGGGAGAGAAUAUAUCAACCAAUGAGAGGACCACCAGGUCCCAAGCAACAGCCACUCAGUCUGAAAGAGCGCCUCCAUCAGCCAGUGAGAGGACCACCAGGCCCCAACCACCAGCCACUCAGUCUGAAGGAGAGCCUCCAUCAGUCAGUGAGAGGCCCACCAGGUCCCAAGCAACAGCCACUCAGUCUGAAAGAGCGCCUCCAUCAGCCAGUGAGAGGACCACCAGGCCCCAACCACCAGCCACUCAGUCUGAAGGAGAGCCUCCAUCAGUCAGUGAGAGGCCCACCAGGUCCCAAGCAACAGCCACUCAGUCUGAAAGAGCGCCUCCAUCAGCCAGUGAGAGGACCACCAGGCCCCAACCACCAGCCACUCAGUCUGAAGGAGAGCCUCCAUCAGUCAGUGAGAGGCCCACCAGGUCCCAAGCAACAGCCACUCAGUCUGAAAGAGCGCCUCCAUCAGCCAGUGAGAGGACCACCAGGCCCCAACCACCAGCCACUCAGUCUGAAGGAGAGCCUCCAUCAGUCAGUGAGAGGCCCACCAGGUCCCAAGCAACAGCCACUCAGUCUGAAAGAGCGCCUCCAUCAGCCAGUGAGAGGACCACCAGGCCCCAACCACCAGCCACUCAGUCUGAAGGAGAGCCUCCAUCAGUCAGUGAGAGGCCCACCAGGUCCCAAGCAACAGCCACUCAGUCUGAAGGAGAGCCUCCAUCAGUCAGUGAGAGGACCACGGGAGCCCAAGUGACGCCUAUAGAACAUGAUACCACACCAGCUGAUGUAAAGACAACACAAGUCUCAGCAAAGUCUACAGAACACACAGAAGAGGCCACACCAAUCACCCAGGAAGCCACACAAGUCUCAGAAAGUCCCACACUAUUCUGGAGGAAAACCACACCGGCCACUAAGACUGUAACAGCUAUAGGAAACCCAGGGAAAACAGUAGCAGUCUUCACAACCACCAGACCUCCAGUCAGGGCCACAGAGGACAAGUCUACUGCUCUCUCUCCUCAUUUCCAUAAAACUGAGACCACACACGGGGAACUCCUUAGCCCUGUGACAACUAGAACAGACCUGGGAUUCAUCACUUCAGGAGCUCACCACCCCCAGCAGAACAGCCACAGCUCACCUGGAAGCCUCCACGCUGCUGGGGCCAGCAGGGAGAGCAAUUCAUUCCCUGCAUGGGCCAUAGUUACUGUGACCCUCUUGGCGGUGAUUGUCCUACUGAUUUGCAUUGGCCUGAUCGUUUUGGUCGCCUGCACAUCAAGAACACGCCGCGUACUGGCCCAGAACUCUGAGGAUUCCGACCCCGAGGACAGAGGGGGCCGCAAUUCCUACCCCGUCUACCUGAUGGAGCAGCAGAACCUGAAACCAAACCAGAUCCCUUCCCCUCCGUGACCUUGAGACCUUCGUCUCCAACUCUUCCAGGCUUCGCCCCUUUCCUGGAAGAUGAAUUCGACUUAGGACUCCAACUUCCUGGACUUAGAAAGGGCAGCAAAAAUUGGCAGAUAACAGCUGCAACCCUCGUCGGCCACGUUUUCUUAACUGACUAGUUGAGGAGCCAGGUGGUAAGGGUGGCAGUGUGCAUUUGGAGGAAAGGGAAGAAAGAGUGAAUAACGCAAGCACUGUCAGCAGAACUGGUGCUGUGAGAACAAGGCCAAGGCGUUUAAUGGACAGCGGGGGCGGGACCAGGACAGGACUCUGAGUUCUGAGAGGCGUGGCCACAUGAGGCAUGAGCACCUCAGAAGACAACACCCCAGAGUGAAGGAGAACCCUGGGAGGCACGAGGAAUGGGGGGCAACGGCUCGGGUUUUAAAACUAAUUUAUAGUAAUUCUGUCCACCCCCACUUAAGGUGCACACU